Molecule: messenger RNA, 5447 nt
Organism: Nannospalax galili (Upper Galilee mountains blind mole rat)
Lineage: Eukaryota; Metazoa; Chordata; Mammalia; Rodentia; Spalacidae
Product: zinc finger protein 39-like
Biological process (GO): negative regulation of transcription by RNA polymerase II
Molecular function (GO): DNA-binding transcription repressor activity, RNA polymerase II-specific
Source: RefSeq, a predicted model, not a curated record
AUAGUAGGGGACUUAUGGAACUGGGUUCAAUUAGGAACAAAAUCAGUAGAAAAGGUUUUGACAAGGAAUGUGCUCUUGGGAAGUUGGGAACUGACUCUGGUUCCCCUUCCGCUCCCCAGGCCCUGCACUCUCGGUCCAGGGAUAUCAAAGGGCAUAGCAGAGGAGAUAGAAUUCAUUACAGAAUAAGACGAAGCACUGUCAAGAGUGAGAGUGCGCGAGGACCAAGCGGCCCACCGCCUCGAUUGACAUUAGAAAAACAGGUUUUGCGUCACAUACAUACAUUUCUGGUAUUUCUGCCGCAGCUUCCUGAGGAGUUUUCUAUUCGGGAUAUUGACAGCUGCUCCGCUCCGGCUCCCAGCGCACCCUCCCGGGAAGCUUGGCGGACACGCCCCAGGCUCGGCCAGCCCCGGAACUGGCCAGUCACACCGUCGCUCCGCGGCGCGGCAGGCUACGCGCACUUCCGGUCUCUUUCUGGCGCCGCCAUCUUGCUUCCGGCUCUCCGGCCGCCGCCUCUGUUCUUGCUCGCCUGUGCGGAGAUCCCUAGGGAGGCGGACCCGGGCGCCCAGGAGUUGGUGUCGUUUGAGGAUGUGUCUGUGGACUUCAGCUGGGAGGAGUGGCAGGACCUGGAUGAUGCUCAGAGGACGCUGUACAGGGACGUGAUGCUGGAGACCUACAGCAGCCUGGUGUCCUUGGAUCAGUGCAGUACCAAACCUGAGUUGAUCCUGAGGUUGGAGCAAGAAGCUGGGCCAUGGAAGGCAGGAGAGGCCCCAUACCCGAACCUGCCAGUGAUGCAGAAUGUGAAGAGCCUGGACAAGGCCGGACAGGACAGUCAAAAGAGAUAUUUGUGCCAUCUGGUAAUCAACACCUCAUCAACUGAGGAGAAAGUUAAAUUAGGAAAAAUAUUUAAUAUGAGCUCAAACCACACUUUACAUCUGACUUCGAAGAAUGGGAACUCUUCUGGAAUGAGGUCUGAGGCAUGUACUAUGUGGGAGAAUGUGCAUCUCCCAAGUGAGCCCAGUGCGACACAGACUCCAGAGAAACUUGAUCAUCUGAGUGCAGGUGGGCUGUCCUGCAGACACCCUGGGCCUCCUAGUCAGGGUCACAGUGCUGAGAGUCGGGGACAGCAUUUUCAGUAUUACCAGCAUGGUAAAGCCUUUCACAGGAGCACCGCAUGGACACGUGAGGUGUUUCCUUUGGGCAAUCUCUCCAGUAAGUUUGGGGAGUAUGGGAAAGCCUUUGAGGAGUUAGCUCUUACUACCCAAGAGGGAGUUCAGGAAAGGGAGGAGGUCUUUGAAUGUAACGUGUGUGGGAAAUCAUUCUGUGACAAGUGCAACCACACUCAACACUUAAAAACAUACAUAAAAAAGUGUGAUAAAUGUACUGAUUGUGAGCCAACAUUCAAUGCAAAACCAGGCCUCAUAAAUCAUCAGAGAAUACAUGCCUGGGAAAAGCCUUGUGGAUGUAAUGAAGAUGAGAUACAUGUUUGUCAGACACCAAAACAAAGUGUUAAUCAGAGUAUCUUAAGCAAAGAGAGUAACUGUGAGAAAAGUUUUUGCCCAAACUCAAAUUUCAGUGCGCCCCAGAAAACUCACACACGUGAGAAACAUGAAUGCAAGACAGCUCCAAAAAUCUCUAACAAGAAGUCUAAUGUUCAUCAACCUCGAAGACGAAACAGAUGUGGGAAAACCUACGAGUGUAAGGUAUGUGGAAAACCCUUUAAACACACACAAAACCUCUAUUUACACUACAGAACUCACACUGGUGAGAAACCCUAUGAAUGUAAAGAAUGUAAGAAAUUUUUCAGUGUGAAGUCAAAUCUCAGUGUACAUCAAAGAACUCACACAAAUGAAAAACCCCAUGAGUGUAACGUGUGUGGAAAUGCCUUUAAACGGAGGUGUGACCUAACUAUACACCAGAGAGUUCACACAGGUGAGAAACCAUACGAAUGUAAAGAAUGUAGGAAAACUUUCAGUAUAAAGUCAGGGCUCAUUGUACAUCAGAGAAUUCACACAGGUGAAAAGCCCUAUGAGUGUAACGUAUGCGGAAAACGUUUCAACCAGAAGUCCAAUCUCUCCACACAUGAGAGAAUUCAUACAGGUGAGAAACCAUUUGAAUGUAAAGAAUGUGGGAAAUCAUUUAGUGUCAAGUCAUAUCUCACUAUACAUCAGAAAACGCACUUAGGUGAGAAACCCUGUGAGAAAUCUGGAUCAGUCCUCUGCCAGAAGUCAAGCCUUGGCAAACAUCAGAGAGCUCACAAAGGUGAGGAACCUUCCGAAUGUAAGGACUGUAGAAAACUCAAGUCUUUGUCUUUUCUCCACGUGCAUCAGAAUUGAGAGGUGAAAAGCUCCUAUUUGUGUAAAGGAUACAGGAAAUCUUUCCAUUUUAAGUCAUGUCUCCGAGUUCAUUAGUAAACUCAGACAAGAAACCCUGUCAGUGUAAGGUGUGUUCAAACGCUAUCUGCCAUUGGAGAAGUCACACAGGCAAGAAACCCUUUGAGUGUAAUGUAUGGAAAAACUGUCAGAAAUCAGUUUUCAGCACACAUUGGAGAAUUCACAAUGGUGAGAAGCCCUAGGAGUGCAGUUAUAUGAAAAGCCCCUUUAAUCAGAAGUACCACCUCUGUGACCUUCAGAGAACUCACAGAGGUUUGAAAAAUGCAGGAAAACGUUUCAGACAUGUGCAUCAGAGAAGUUUGAGUUUGAGAAGUACUUGUCAGUGUCAUCUUUGUGGAACUGUCACCUGCCACAUAACCCUAUACACAUCAAAGAGGUACUGUGAGUGUAAGGACUGUAGGGAAAUUUUCCAAGAAAGGUUACAUCCAAAAGUAGAAAGGCAGCCUGACGUGGUAGCACAUGCCUUUAGUCCCAGCACUCAGGAGGCAGAGGCAGGCAGGUCUCUGUAGAUUGAGGCCAGCCUUGUCUACAUAUAGAGUGCCAGGCCAACUUGGGCUACAGGGAGACCCUGUCUCAAAAAGACAAAAAAGUGGAAAAGCAUCAGUGUGAUGGUGCACCUGUAAUCCCAGAACUCGGGAAGCAAAGGCAGAGGCAGGUGGAUCUCUGUAAGUUCUGGUAUAUAUAGGGAGUUCCAAACCAGCCAGGGCCACAUAGUGAGACUCUUUUUUUAAAAAACAACAACAACAACAAAAAACAAGCUUUGUGAACAGAAAGGGAGGUCUCAAGAGAAGAUGCAACGCACUGCACAUCAAAUCACACAUACAGCUAAGUAACUGAGUGCAACAUAUGCGGAAAACCUUUUCCCAGAUGUCAGACCUCAGCAAUCAUUAGGUAAUCACACAAGUGGGUAUCUCUGUGAAUGUGGAAAAAAAUUUCAUCUGUAAGUCAUCCUUUACUGCAUACCAAAGCUGACACAUGAGAUAAGCCAUAUCAGUUCAUGUGCAAAACUUUUUAUGAAACACCCAUGUUUCUCAUUUCGUCCAUCAGAGAACCACACAGACGAGGAACCCUGUGAAUGUAAAGACUGAAAGACUUCUGUGAAUUUAGAGUGUAAGAACUAUUUCAUAUUCUUGGUGUAUGUGUAAGAACUCACAUAAGUAAAUAUACUCCCACAUAUGUGAGUUUAACAAGCAGAGAAACACAAAGUCAAACGUGUGCACAUCCGAAAUCCCCCACAUCUGAGAAACCAUAAGAGUGUAAUAUACAUGGACACACCUUUUACCAAAUGGAAAUGCCCUGGAGAGCUCACAGGCUAGAAUUGCAUAAGCAUAAUACAUGUAGACAACCCUCUUGUACGAUGUUGACCUCCACAUCAGAGAAUUCAUAUGAGAGGAAUGCUGGUGGUUAUGUGUAUGGAGAAGCCUUGUAUCGGAAGACCUCGGCAGCCAUUUGCAUUGACACAGAGGAGACAUCCUAAGUGGUUAUGAAUAUGGAAAACAUUAGCGUGAGAAGUCAUGAAGCAGACUCCAUCUUCUCACAAAAGUGAGAAGGCCUAUAAGCAGGGCCUUUGUUUGCUCCCUAAAAUAUGCUUUCUUGCUCUAUGACUUACAGCCUGUAUUGUGCAGUGAGUCAUUUGAGAGGCCAUACCUGAGCUCUGUAAGAAUUUUAAUACUUGUGAUGGUUCACUUCUCACCUACCUCAUCCCCUAAACCUUGCAAUAUGUUAUCCCCAGACUUUCACAUGUAGCCUAAAGUGCAGGUAAGAUUAUCUUGGGGGAGGGGCAUAUAUAGAACAACAGUGAUUGAAGGAUAUUCUUAUUGGAGAGAACAGAGGUCUUACCUGUGAAUCUCUUUGUAUGAGUGACAACAUUCUAUGUGAGCUGACCACAAUGCAAAGCCAUUGUAAACCCAUUUUAAAACGUGUUCAAACAAGGCCCUCUAUGUUAGGAAAUUCACUCGGGAGAGGGGCCUUUGUUACUGCCUUUCUAUUAUCAAGCCAUUUUGUGGAGGAAAAGAAAUUAUGGGGAAUUCCAAUAAAUCCUAAAUGUCUUACCUGGCACCAACACUGCAUUAUGAAAUCUUUCCACAAGACGUUGAAAUUUAUGUGUAGCAGAAAUCAUAAAGGUAGAUUGUCACAGUUUCCUAGUGUUAAUUAUAUGAAAAAUAUUUUUGAAUAUCCGUAUGCCAGAAGAGAAAUCUGUACAAUGCUGCCUGAUGUGGUUUGGUCUACAUUUGGGGACAUCUGUGGUUGUUAGAGCUGAAGUUUAAGAGUUCCUGCUGGCACUGGUGGAUACCAGGGAUGCAGCAGAGCUGCCAAAAGGGUGCUGUGUGUCUUUUCCUCGGGUGACAUGAACAGAUGUCUACUCACCCCAGACAGGGCACAGAGAAACAGUUCUAUCAAAGUCUGACUUGAAAACUCCCAUGAGUUUAUUGGUGUUUCAGGAGUACAGGUGAGUAUACUUACAGAAAUGUGCAUGGUUCGAAUGCGGCUGCAUCACCAAAAAGCUCACCCCUGCGUGGGCAAUGACUCAUGGAAAGUGAAACAUUUGCAGGCAGCUCAGGAGGUCAAUUAACAGAUCAGAGUGUCUUUUCCAACAGUCCUUACCAUCUUUAUAAACUUGGAGAGGGAAGGGCCUUGUGAAUCUUGUAAGUUUCGGGGACUUCCUGAGCCUUAUAGGUUUAUUUCCUGAUCUUAAUGAGCCUUUCUCUAGGAUCAAAAUGCUUCAGUUGAGAGGAUAUUGUUGCACAACCAGACACAACAUACCAUGAUGUUAUGUAAGGUUUGUGUGUAAGAUUUUAUCAUGUUCGCAGAUGUUUUCUGCACGCAGAGGUAUGCAGUAAAUACUGCACUUACUGUAAUAUAUAUUGUAUUCUAGUCUGUUUACAUCUUGCAUCAAGUGGUUUGUAUUUUCUUACUGAGUCUUACAUAUCUAAAGGUGUAUGGUGGUUGUCACCAACUAAGUGUUUUUCUAACAUGGUGAUAUCUUAAAGUGAUCCAGUGUUUGUAAAAGAAAAAAAAUCUGGAUAUAAAAACAUGAAUAAAGAUAUUUUCACAGCA